This is a messenger RNA of Helicoverpa zea (corn earworm), 1124 nucleotides long. RefSeq names its product osteocalcin 2-like. Bases 295 to 666 code for a protein of 123 amino acids. The record is from RefSeq and is a predicted model, not a curated record. The transcript is spliced from 6 exons. Lineage: Eukaryota; Metazoa; Arthropoda; Insecta; Lepidoptera; Noctuidae.
UACAUAUAUUGCGAGCAAAACGUAAUAUUAGAUACACAUAUCGAUUGAAUAGUUCGAUAUAGUUUUGUAUCGAUUUGCUAGAACAUAUCUGCUAUAUUGGCACUAUCGUAAUAACCCCAGUGACCCAACCUUAGAGUUAAGUAAAUUUGACCCAAAUUAUAGUGAUAAAUACGAAAAUUCAGUCGAUGCAAAUCGCCGGGACUGACUGCUUUGCUACAUUGAGUUCAAGUGACGUUUUGUGAGAACCAAAUUAUCGACUACUUACCUGUGUUGUGUAUUUUCUGUACCACCAAAAUGAACAAAGCUCUAUUAUUACUGCUGGCAACAUUAGCCCUUCUGGCGAUGACUGAAGCAAGAUCCUGUGGCGUACAGCGAUCAAGAUGCGAAGAUAGGAAAAAAUGCGAUGACGAUUCCAGUUCGUCAUCAUCAUCUUCAUCCUCUUCUUCAUCGUCAUCGUCAUCAUCAUCUGAAGAGGACGGCGACUGUGACAACGACAAGAAUCAUCACAAAGACUCGUCUUCCUCGUCAUCAUCAUCUUCAUCCUCGUCAUCUUCUUCAUCAUCGUCAUCAUCAUCAUCAUCUGAGGAGGACGACAAUGAGUGUAACUAUGAGCCCAAGAAAUCAAGGCACUUCAAGUCCCGAGGAUGUGGUGGGACCAAGAACUAAAUGCAUGAUGCUCAAAAACAAGAAAACGAUUCUUGUUCGCACUGCUAGGUUUAUGCUAUGACACAAUAUACCUACUUACCAUAUACCAUACACUCAGAGAACUCAGCUAGUGACAUACUCUUUUCUCUUGUCCGUACAGAUAUGGAUUUUAAAUAUGAUUUUAAAAUAGUUUCCUACAGGUAUAUCAUCAACUUUAUCUUUAUAAUGACCCAUUGGGUUCAAAUGUUGUUCAGUGUAAUAGGCAAGCUGUAGCCAUAAGCAAAACCAAAAAUGUGAAUAUUAUACAGACUUUUUUGGUAUUAUUUCGGUCAUAGUCUAAACUUAGCUUAAGUUUAAGUUAGUAGCAUGACUCAGUGAAAAUGAAAAUUGAAAGCUUAAUUAUUAAUCUGUGAUUUUUAUGUACAAAAUACUUAUUGUUUAUAUUGUUUGGGAAUGUUUAAUAAAUGUUAUGUUACAAA